AUGGCUUCCGAAGGCGAACACGCAGAAAGUGGCUCUGCCAAAAAUAUUAAAGAGAGCGAAAUUAAAUGUUCUUACUGUAAGGGAAAAGUGGUGGAGUCUGUUAAGUGUGCUAGGUGCUAUGGAAUUUUUCAUCCCGGGUGCAUGGAGCGGUCUGCAAGCGUGAAAUCGGCCGUUUGUAAACACGAACGUUCGAGUUCAGAUAAGAGAGACGACGAUAUCAAAGAACUUCAAACAACGAAUAAUAUUCUGAAUAUUGAGAUAUCUUAUUUGAGAGCACUAUUAAAGGAGGUCCUAGAGAAGAAUAAGAUUUUGAUCGAAAAUAACAAUUUAUUGAUGGAAAAGUUGGCGACAACUCAAGUUGAAAAAGCAGCUGAAAAAAAAGGUAACAAUGUACAAUCGAAUUCAUCUUCGAAAAAGAGUGUAAACAGAGCGAAACAGAUAACCGAAACAGAGAACAACAUAACAUCUAACCUAAAAAUUCCCAACACAGAAACGUCAUAUCGUAAUCGUACAUCUAGCCUACUGGUUCCACCACCAUCCGUCAAGUCAGUUUCUCCACUGAGUAGGCCUGGAUCACUGACUGACAGUGACAUUUAUGAUGCGCAAAUGCAAAACAUCAAUGUCAAAACUGUUUCAAAACAUAACAACGACUAUGAAGGGGAAUGGAAAACAGUUACCGGAAAAUCGAAAAGAUUGGAUCGGGUAAUAUGUACUGGCUCAAAGAAAUUGGAGACAUCAGUUAUAUCGGGAGCAUCAAAGAAAAAAUGGAUCUAUGUUGGAAAAAUUGCUGGCACAAGUGUUUCAGAAUCGAUGAUAGAGGAAUACGUGAAGGAAUGCACUGAAUUUAGGAAUGAAAAAAUUGAGAAAGCCAACAUCCUCAAUGUAAUAACAAAGUGAAUAUCAUUCAUCAGAAUGUCCAGUCAAUAGGAAAUGCAAUGAAUAAACUGGAGUUAUUUAGUAAUUUGGAAGAAGCUAACAUAAUUAC
This is a messenger RNA of Coccinella septempunctata (seven-spotted ladybird), 985 nucleotides long. RefSeq lists its product as uncharacterized. The transcript has 2 exons. The record is from RefSeq and is a predicted model, not a curated record. Bases 1 to 897 code for a protein of 298 amino acids. NCBI's taxonomy places the organism in Eukaryota, Metazoa, Arthropoda, Insecta, Coleoptera, Coccinellidae.